CUCCGGGUGAGAUGAGCUUACAUGCCUCGCACCUUGUCUGCCACCGUGCGACCUACAGGCUAGAGCCCCAUUCGCACUUCCUAUCCUCUUAUCUUAGAUUCCCAACAUCUCAUCUCCUAUCUCUACACUGCCGCUUCAUCGUUCUCCAUGGCGUCGCACCUGGGAUAGAUUUCUUAUUGGAAUUCGAACCAGCAAGUGAUAUCCACAGUUUGAGCUCCACCUUCCUCAUGGCCGGCCUCUUAGCGGCCUCCUCAUCUAACGCCCUUCUACGUUGCAGAGCACCAACGCUCAUGUCCCCAACACCUGCCUUUCCGGCAUCUCUUCCAGGUCGAAUUCCAUGUUGGAGGAUCUCCCAGAUUGGAGCAAGGAGUGGUUCGAGAAGAGGAUUCCGCCGGCUCCAGGUUUCUUGUGUCGCCGUGCCUGAAGUGAGCUCCACUACAGAGGUCAGAAAAAUAGCAGCCAAGGAAGUCCAACGUCCGGUUUACCCCUUUGCUGCCAUUGUUGGCCAGGACGAGAUGAAACUAUGCCUCCUUCUUAACGUCAUCGACCCGAAGAUCGGUGGUGUCAUGAUAAUGGGAGAUCGAGGUACCGGCAAGUCAACCACGGUCCGUUCACUGGUAGACCUGCUGCCGGAGAUCAAGGUGGUCAUUGGGGAUCCGUUCAACUCUGAUCCAGACGAUCCAGAGUGCAUGGGGAUUGAGGUUAGGGAGCGUGUCACCCGGGGAGAGGAGCCUCCUGCAACAACCGCUAAGAUCACCAUGGUAGAUCUCCCACUUGGAGCCACUGAGGACCGAGUUUGUGGAACCAUUGAUAUCGAGAAGGCUCUCACUGAGGGUGUCAAGGCAUUCGAACCUGGACUCUUGGCCAAAGCGAAUAGGGGCAUUCUCUAUGUUGAUGAGGUCAAUCUUUUAGAUGAUCACUUGGUGGAUGUUCUUCUGGACUCUGCUGCUUCUGGUUGGAACACAGUGGAGAGAGAGGGGAUCUCCAUUUCUCAUCCUGCGCGCUUCAUUCUCAUCGGUUCGGGAAACCCUGAAGAAGGAGAGCUAAGGCCACAGCUUCUUGAUAGGUUUGGAAUGCAUGCUCAGGUUGGCACAGUGAGGGAUGCAGAGUUGAGGGUGAAGAUUGUGGAGGAGAGGGCUAGGUUUGACAUGGACCCCAAGGGGUUCAGGGAAUCCUAUAGAACAGAACAGGAGAAGCUGCAGCAGCAGAUUACUUCAGCUAGGAAUAAUUUGUCUUCAGUUCAGAUUGAUCAUGAUCUCCGGGUUAAGAUAUCCAAGGUGUGUGCAGAGCUAAAUGUGGAUGGUCUCAGAGGAGAUAUUGUAACAAAUAGAGCUGCAAAAGCAUUGGCAGCCUUGAAGGGGAGAGACAAAGUGACAGCAGAUGAUGUGGCUACUGUCAUACCAAAUUGCUUGAGGCACCGGCUCCGGAAGGAUCCUUUGGAGUCUAUAGACUCUGGACUACUUGUCAUUGAAAAGUUUUAUGAGGUGUUUAAUUAAGCUAUCUCUUAGAGGUAAGAUUGCAGUCCUUAGUAGGCAUCUCAGCUUAAACCAUUCUUCUCAGAUGAUGAUAUUUUGUUUUUGGCAUUGUUCUCAUCUCUGUUUUCUUUUAUUCUACCUUGUUUUAGUUCACUUUUUAGAAGAUUGUUAUAAUAUCUAAACCUAUUAAUGUUCCCCAACAGUCUGAAGUUCUAAGAAAAAUAUGCACAAAUCAAGGAUGAUUAGUGUUAAGGAAAUGCC
Messenger RNA from Phalaenopsis equestris, 1736 nucleotides. Its product is annotated as magnesium-chelatase subunit ChlI, chloroplastic-like. NCBI's taxonomy places the organism in Eukaryota, Viridiplantae, Streptophyta, Magnoliopsida, Asparagales, Orchidaceae. Gene Ontology annotation, cellular component: chloroplast stroma. Gene Ontology annotation, biological process: chlorophyll biosynthetic process. Bases 12 to 1496 code for a protein of 494 amino acids. The transcript is spliced from 3 exons. Gene Ontology annotation, molecular function: ATP hydrolysis activity; magnesium chelatase activity; ATP binding. The record is from RefSeq and is a predicted model, not a curated record.